CAAUUUAUUUAACUCAUGGGAUAGUGCAAAUCAAGAGAGUCUUACCACCGGCGGUUCUCUACGAUUACCUUUUCUUGGAAGAGAUGUGAGCGAGGAAUCUUCAUAAUUUUUGAGCUGUUUCAGUUCUUAAGAGCCGCAAGCGAACUGCACCCAAGCCUCGAAUGCUCUCCGCAAGACGCUUUAAACGGAGCAAGAAAUAUCAAGUUUAUGGGAUACAGAUGGUUUCCCAGCGCGUUCCGUCGACUUUAAGCGUGGACUCCCCGGCGAGACUUCCCCUUGUGGAAGACAGUCAACACCGGAUCGCCACGUCAAUUCUCCAACCUCAACCAUCAAGCCAACUGCCCACGGCCCACGAUGGUGCGCCGAUUCCCCGACCUCCGAUCCUCCCUCCGAUCCUCGAGCACUGCGAGCGACAAUCAUCAACCCCUCAUUGCGCGACGUCCCUCUGUGCAAUCUCAAAGUACAAACUACUCACAGAGCCAUGCAAGCAAAUGCUCCACUGCGCUGUCGCAGUCCGAGAAUCUGCUGCCGAUUGAGGAGGAGGAACGAGACAAACCAACCUUCGAUAGAUCUGUUGAUCUUGUGGCAAUUGCCGCUCCUCAUAAAAUCUCCAUCGACCAAACAGAAGUAUUUGAACAACUGGUUAGCGCUUAUGACGAGCAGAAUGGAGAACACCGCCUGUCUGCUUUACCAGCCGCUGUUCGCCACAGGAUCUAUGCCUUCUGCUUCGAGGGGUUUGAACGGCGAAAGAUCAAUCUCUCCCCCAAGUUCGCAGUCAGAGCGGUAUUCCCCGACAGCCACUUCAUAUCCCCAUGGAACGUCCUUGACCCUGUCUUUGGCGGUGUCCAUGCAUUUCGCGCCCUCCGUCACGACCUGAUGACCUAUUUCUGGACAACCUAUCACUUCCAUGUCACUCUGAAUGUCUUCAGCGGCCCAGUCUUCUCACCACUCUCCCAUAUUUGGCUGUUGAACUUUCUUGAUCGUAUCCAGCGACUUACCAUCGAGGUCGAUUUCACACGCUUCGGUGGCAGCUCCAUGAGACUCGCUCCAUCGUUCGGGCAUAACAAUGAUAAAUUGGAGGAUCUUUUGCUUGGCCUGAUUCGAGGAUUGAAAGAGCGUCCUGGCAGACUGACGAUGGCUGAACUGAAUCUCAUGUGCCGACGAUAUGGUGGCUUCCGUACCAAGACCGAGGAGCUUGGCUCUUCUACUGUCAAAUACUGCCCUGACGACGAAAUACAUAUCUUCGAUAUGAUGUCUGAGCUCCAUGGCAUUCUGCAGCGUUGCCGUGUCUCGGGUUUUACUCCGGAUUAUACAAAGCAAUUGCUUUCUGCUGCCUUUGCUGAUGGAGACCAAGAAGUCGAUCUCAUCAUUCCCAAUGACCCCGCUUGGCCACAUAUGCCCUCUCUAGAUGACAAUGCUCCAGUUUAUACCUCGAACCUGCAUCCGAAUUCCGCGCUUUUACCGGAACCCUUCGGCCUCAGACUACACCAUAGUCGAAGCUUUGCACAAGAAUUUGAGGAGGAAAUAAAAAGAUUCAAUGUUGAAACAUACAUACACAGUUCUAUGUCUAAUUGCAUAGUCAGUUCUCUUACUGGUGCGUUGCUCAAGGACCAGGGGCACAUCCUGGAGAAUGGACAUUCGGAUGGUAUCCAGCAAUAUUCGAAUGUACGGGAUUCAUUACUCUCUACUGCUUCUACCCAGUUGGGAACUCCCAUGGGUGCAUCAACUCCUCGCUUUGAGCAGUUCCAGCCAGGAGAAAUCAUGUGCACGCGGACAUAUGAAAUUUCCCAGGGCACCCGAACCCCACCUCCAGAGAGAUGCUCCACGCCGAAUACUCCGAACACCUUGAACAAACUGAAUGAGAGAGAUCCUGCUUUCGUUCGGACCCUGAACGCGUUGAAAACACAAUCGCAGAUUGAGGCGAAUGAACAAGAUCCAGCUUUCAUCCGAACUGUGGAAGCUAUGCGGAAGAACUCGCAGACUGAUGCACCAGCUAUCGCGAGUGAGAACAAGCCACCGUCUAUGUUCAUGCCAACGAGUACGACUGUAGUUGAGAGUCCUGCUCAGCGGUCCGCCUCAGUAUUGAGCGCUCGCACUAAUGAAAGCAAGAGGGUCAUUAAGCGGAGAUAUUUGUCAUUCAUUGAUAGGGUUCGUGGUCGUGCGGAGUCUUGAUAAGUAUGGAAUCCUUGAGUGGCUUUGCAAACUUUGCAGGUGUGUUCAUGCCGUUGAACGAGGGUCACAAUAACGGAAUGAAUUGUUUGAUGGGGUGUCACCGUUUUAGGAGAUGGAUCACUGGAGGCUCCUAU
Hyaloscypha bicolor E is the source of this 2306-nucleotide messenger RNA. RefSeq lists its product as uncharacterized. Bases 355 to 2172 code for a protein of 605 amino acids. The record is from RefSeq and is a predicted model, not a curated record. The transcript has 4 exons. NCBI's taxonomy places the organism in Eukaryota, Fungi, Ascomycota, Leotiomycetes, Helotiales, Hyaloscyphaceae.